AACAUUAUCAUGCGGAUGCAGGAUGAAAAAGCGGGUGGAGUGCCUAUUCGAACAGUGAAGAGCUUUCUGUCAAAGAUUCCCAGUGUCAUCACAGGUGCAGAUAUCGUACAGUGGUUGAUGAAGAGCUUGAGCAUUGAAGACCCAGGUGAAGCAAUACAUUUAGGGAGCCUCAUUGCAGCUCAAGGAUACCUCUUUCCCAUCUCUGAUCACGUUCUGACACUGAAAGAUGAUGGGACAUUUUACAGGUUUCAGGCUCCAUAUUUUUGGCCAUCAAACUGCUGGGAGCCAGAAAACACAGAUUAUGCGAUCUACCUGUGCAAGCGGACAAUGCAGAACAAAGCAAGACUGGAACUUGCAGAUUAUGAAGCCGAAAAUUUGGCCAGGUUGCAACGAGCUUUUGCAAGAAAGUGGGAGUUCAUCUUUAUGCAAGCAGAGGCCCAAGUAAAAAUUGACAGAAAGAAGGAUAAAACGGAACGUAAGAUCCUAGACAGUCAAGAAAGAGCAUUCUGGGAUGUCCACCGACCAGUUCCUGGCUGUGUGAACACCACAGAAAUGGACAUCAGGAAAUGUCGUAGGAUGAAAAACCCCAACAAUGUAAAAAAGUCAGUGUAUGGGAUUUCUGAAGAUUUACAGACACACAGCCCUGCACAUACAGUCACACAAACAGCUAAGAAACCUGCAAAAGAUGAUCUGAAGAAACAGAUAACAUUUUUGAAUUUCCAGCUCGACAGACAUUGUUUAAAAAUGUCCAAAGUAGCAGAAAGUUUAGUCAGUUACACUGAGCAGUAUUUCGAAUAUGAUCCCCUCCUGACUCCACAAGAUCCUCCAAAUCCUUGGAUCAGUGAUGACAGCACAUUCUGGGACAUGGAAGCCAGCAAAGAGCCCAGCCAGCAACGUGUGAGGAGAUGGGGAUUCUCCUUCGAUGAAGUGCUAAAGGACCCUGUAGGACGUGAACAGUUCCUGAAGUUCCUGGAGUCUGAGUUUAGCUCCGAGAAUCUGAGAUUUUGGUUAGCCGCAGAAGAUUUGAAGAAGCAACCGCUCGUGGAAGUUCCAGACAAAGUUCAAGAAACCUGGCAAGAAUUUCUUGCUCCUGGGGCACCCAGUGCUAUUAAUCUCGAUUCCCAUUCAUAUGAGAUAACCAGUCAAAAUGUCAAGGAUCCAGGGAGGUAUUCUUUUGAAGAUGCACAGGAACACAUCUAUAAGCUGAUGAAAAGUGACAGUUAUGCUCGUUUUCUGCGUUCCAAUGCCUAUCAGGAACUCUUACAGGCAAAAAGGAAGCCUGAGAAUGAACAGGGCCGCAGAACCUCGCUGGAAAAGUUCACUCGCAGUGUGGGCAAAUCUCUGACUGGCAAACGGCUUACCGGUCUCAUGCAGUCGUCCUGACAGCAACUCGGGCUUGCUGUUUGCAAUGAGAUGAGAAGAGACUUGUACCUAUACUCCUGGGAGUCACCAUGUAAAGGAGCACUGUGAGGAGUUCUAUGGUACAACUCGACAUCAGGACAUUUUAAUCCUUCCUCAGUGCAGAACGAAUUACCACAACUGUAUCAAAGGAGAUCACCUUUUUUUUUACUAAGAAAUAAUAAAAUUAGAUUAUCUUAGGCGCAGGGAAGCAGAGAUAGAAUUUCUGGCUGCCAGUGAAACUAUGUGAAUGUUCUGACCUUCUAGAUAUUGUAAUGGGAAUUGCUUGUGAAUUCACAGAAUCAAUUUGUAUAAAAGAACUUUUUAACCACAUGUGACUGAGAACUAUUAGGAGGAGGUUUAUAAAUUGCAAGCAAGGGAGCAGGUGCUUAUAUUGAAGGUCCUUUGCCAAGGAUGAGGCAGAUUGAUGUAUCUAUAGGCAAUAACCAGCUCAGUUUCCCUGAGCUUCACAUUCACUUCAGCCAACCAUGAGUCUUCCAUCUUUCUCAUUUUUGCACCUUAGAGUAUUUAAUGCACCUUGUGUAAACUAUAAAGGUGUUCCAGCAUAAGUGUAGUUAUGAACUAUUCUGACUGAUCACAGUGAAACACAGGAUGGAAAGUAACGCUAUAACAAUGCAUAGGUUAGCUUUAAACUCAAGUUUAAUUAAAGGAGCCUCAUAAGUGUUUUUCAGCUUGGCAUACAGAAGCCACAUUUCAGUUUAGCUUUAUUAUCAUUACCUUUUGGAUAUUUUGGUACAGUUAUUGACAGAUCGGGAUCUAAUAACGCCAAAGGAAAAGACACCAUAGUACAGACUGUACAACACACUGUUAAGAAAGUAGCCAGCACCUUCGUAGCUAUAUCGCCGUACAGGUCAGAAAUUUAGAUUAUGUUCAGACCUAAACUUUGCAAGUUCAGAGGAAAAGCGGCCCAGUGAAAAUAUAUGUUGGCCAAUAUUAGUUCUUCAAUUGCCCUUACAGUAGCAGAUUUAGCUUGACUAACAGCAAAUAGGAGUCCUGCUCUGCAGAAGUUUGCUGUUAUGCUUGCUGUCACCGUAUUCCCUACAAUUUAAAACAACUGUAUUGUCUAAAAAAUGCUUUAAGGCUUUCUGAUGAUGUGCAGGAAGCUAACCAUCUCUUUGACAGAGAUUUCCCUUUGGAAGUCAGGAGCACUGUUCAGAGAUUCUGAAUUAAAUUUACUUAUAGUUUUCCCAUUGAGGGUGAGUGGCAGGAAUAUACAGGGGAACUUGAUGAGCAUGGGGAGGGAAAAGGUUACAGGGAAAUAGAGACAGAAGAGAUUGUAACUUCUAAUAUCCAGAGUAAAAAUCCGGAAGAAGUCAGCAAGUUAGACAGCGUCGGUGGAGACAAAAGGAUGGCCAGUCUUUCAGUUCAAGACUGGGAAGUGAGAUUGCUCUGAGACUUGGCACAGACCGAUGUGCAGGGUGGCCUCCUUCUAUGACAUAGAUGAACACAUGAGAAAAGUAGAGAAAGAGGACUUAAUUGGAUUAUGUUGCUGUUCUAUAUGCAUAGCAUCCCACCCCUCAUCACUUAGCCAUCUGUUUCUCUUUUCUUCAACUGUUUAUCUAACUUUGCUUUGAAUUCUUCUCUGCUUUCAUCAUCAGACACUUCUUAUAGGAACUCAUUCAUAUUCCUACCACGUUUUUCUUAGAAUCCUGUAUAGAAUAUGUUAGUCACAACUUUGUUCAUUUAAUCACAACGGGUAUCUAAACAUACUGCUUCCUGAAAUGGAAAGCAACUGCAGCCAUUUCUAUCUUAAAUAUAACCACUCUGGAAGUCCUCCACCCUGAGUGUGGUGUCAUCAUGGCAAAAGAGGAGGCCAUGGAUUGAUAUAUUGGAAUGGGAAUGGGGAUAGGAAUUAAGACAGUUGGCCCCAGGAAAUACCGCUUUUGGUGGAUGGAGCAAAGGUGCUCGACAAUUUUCCAGUCCUGAAGAAGGGUCUCGGCCCGAAACGUCAACUGUUUAUUCAUUUCUAUAGAUGCUGCCUGACUUGCUGAGUUCCUCCUGCAUUUUGUGACCUCCGCCUUAAAAGUGAUAGUUCCUUUUGUCCUCACCUACCACUCCAUGAACCUCUGCAUCCACCUUCCGCCAUUUUCAAUGGGAUCUUACCACCAAGAGCAUCUUUACCUUCUCCCUCCCCACCCCCCACUCUCUGUUUUCCCUUUGGGAUUGCUCCCUUCAUGAUUCUCUUGUCCAUGUCUCUCUCCCCACUAAUCUCCCUCCUGGCACAUACCCCUACAAGCAAAAGAAAUGUUACACCUACCCAUUCACCUUCUCCCUCACCUCUAUUCAGGGUCCCAAGCAGCCCUUCCAGGUGAGGCAACAACUUCACCUGUGGAUUUGUUGCAAUUGUCUGUUGUAUCUGGUGCUGCCGAUGCAGCAGACUCUACAUUGGUGAGAUCGCUAAAUUGGGGAACUGUUUUGUUCCUAUCCCCAUUCCUAUUCAGACAUGUUGGUCCAUGGCUAUCUCCUUUGCCUGAUGAGGCCCUGCUCAGGGUGGAGGAGCAGCACUUAAUAUUCCAUCAAAGUAGCCUUCAACCUGAUGGUGUGAAGACUGAUUUCUCCUUCCAGUAAUAUUUUUCACUCCCACUUCACUCUUAUUCUAUUCCCUGCUCUGGCCUCUUAGCUCUUCUUCUCACCUGCCUAUCAUCUCCCUGUUCUGUGCUGGUACAUUCUCCUCUUUUAUUAGAUUCCUCCUUCUCCAGCUCUUGACCUUUCUCACCAACCUGGCUUCAGCUGUCACCUUCUAGCUAGUCCUCUUUCCCCUCGCCCCACCUUUUCAUUCUGGCAUCUUCCACCUUCCUUUCCAGUCCUGAAGAAGGGUCUCGGCCCAAAACGUCAACAGUUGGUUCACUUUCAUAGAUGCUGCCUAACCUGCUGAGUUCCUCCAGCAUAUUGUGUAUGUUGCUCUGGAUUUCCAGCAUCUGCACAAUAGAGUACAGCACAGAAACAGGCCCUUUGGCCUCUCUAGUCAAUGCCAAACCAUUUAAAUAGCUUAGUCUCAUCGACCUGCACUCUGAUCAUUGCUGUCCAUACCCCUGCCAUCCAUGUACCUAUCCAAAUUUAAACGUUGAAGUCAAGAAUGAAUGCACCACUUGCAUUGGCAGCUCAUUCUGCACUCUCAGGACCCUCUGACUGAAGAUUCCCCUCAAGUUCCCCUUACUGUUUUCACCUUUAACCCUUAAACCAUGACCACUAGUUGUAGUAGCACACAACCUCAGUGGAAAAAGCCUACUUGCAUUUACCCUACCUAUACCCCUAAUUUUGUAUACCUCUAUCAAAGCUCCCCUCAGUCUUCUGCAUUUCAAGAAAUAAAGUCCUAACCUAUUCAAUCUUUCCUUUUAACUCAAGUCCUCCAGUCCUGGCAACAUCCUGUAAAUUUUCUCUGUACUCUUUUAACAUUAUUGACAUUUUUCCUGAAGGUAGGUGACCAAAACUGCACACAAUACUCCAAAUUAGGCCUCACCAAUGUCUUAUACAACUUCAACAUAACAUCCUCUCUCCUGUACUCAAUUUUCUGAUUUAUGAAGGUCAAUGUGACAGAAGUUUUCUUUAAUGACCCUGCCUAUGUGUGAUGUCACUUUCACUGAAUUAUGGACCUGUAUUCCUAGAUCCCUUUGUUCUACUGCACUCUUCAGUGUCCUACAGUUCACUGUGUAAGACCUACCUUGGUUAGUCCUACUGAAGUGCAACACCUUGCACUUGUUUGCAUUAAAUUCCAUCUGCCAUUUUUCAGCCUGUUUUUCCAGCUGGUCCAGAUCCCACUGCAAGCUGUGACAAUCUUCUUCACUGCUCACUGCAUUCCCAGUCUUAGUGUUAUCUGCAAAUUGGCUGAUCCAGUUAAUCAUAUUAUCAUCCAGAUCACUGAUAUAGAUGACAGACAACAAUGGACCCAACACCGAUCCCUGUGGCACUCCACUAGUCACAGACCUCCAGACAGAGAGGUAACCAUCUACUACCACUCUCUGGCAUCUCCCACAAAGCCAAUGUCUAAUCCAAUUUGCUACCUCAUCUUGAAUGCCAAGCACUGAACCUUCUUGACCAACCUCCCAUGUGGGACCUUGUCAAAUGCCUUGCUAAAGUCAACGUAGACAACGUCCUCUGUCUUGCUUCAUCAGCUUUCCGGGAAACUUCCUUGAAAGCUCAAUAAGAUGGGUUAGACAUGACCUACACACACAAAGACAUGCUAACUAUCCCAGAUCAAUCCCAGUCUAUCCAAACAUUCAUAUAUCCAGACCCUUAGAAUACCCUCCAAUAACUUUCCCACUACUGAUGUCAGGAUCACUGGCCUAUAAAUUCCUCGUUUAUUUUUAGAACCUUUCUUAAACGGCGGAACAAUAUUAGCUAUCUUCUACUCCUCCAGUAACUCACCUGUCGCUAAGGAUGAGUUGAAUAUCUCUGCUAGGGCCCUUGCAAUUUCUGCAUUUGCCUCCUACAGGGUUCAAGGGAACACCAUGUCAGGUCCUGGGAUUUAUCCACCCCUAUUUGCCUCAAGAUAGCAAACAUCUCCUCCUCUGUAAUCUGUAUAGGGUCCAUGCCCUCACUGCUGCUUUGCCUCACUCUGUGUCUGUCUCCUGAGUAGAUACAGAUGCAAAAAAAAAUGAUUUACAACCUCCACAUCUCUUUUGGCUCCAUGCAUAGAUUACCAUUCUAAUAUUCCAGGGGACCAGUUUUGUCCCUUGCAAUCCUUUCACUCUUACCAUAGUUGUAGAAUCCCUUAGGAUUCUCUUUCAUCUCAUCUGCUAGGGAAAACUUCUUUUAUCCUUCCUGAUUUACUUCUUAAGUGUUCUCUUGCAUUUCUUAUACUCUAUAAGUACCUCAUUUAUUCCUGUCUGCCGAAACCUGCUAUGCAUCUCCUUUUUUCCCUUAACCAUGGCAUCAAAAUCUCCUGAAAACCGAUAUUCCCAAACCUGUUAACUUUACCUUUUAUUCUGACAGGCACAUGCAAGCUUUGUACUCUCAAAAUUUCGCUUUGAAGGCCUCACACAUAAACAGAAUUUAUUCUGUUUAUGUUUGCAUGUUUAGGGCUUUAUUAUCGAGUAGCUGCUUGUUUUUAUUUGUUAACACUUUUCUCUAAAUGACUUUGUUAUUCACAUUUAAACACUUAACUCUAGGAAGCACGUGGAAGCCUAUACUGCCCGUUCUUUGUGUUUAUUAACAGCUCACCAUAGUUUUAUGUAAUUUUCUUCUGUAUUGACCUAACCUUUCAAUUUUCUGCCAUCUGCAAACUUUGAAAUUUAUUCUUCAAAGUCAAAACAUUGUGAUUGACUUCUUUAAUCUGUUUAUGGAAUUUGCAGGGGUAAAAACACCAUCGUUUAUUGUCCAGUGAUAAAUGCCCUUGAGAAGCUGAUGGUGAGGCUAAACUGCUGCACUUCUUCCAGUUAAAGAAGUCCCACGAUGUUGCUGGGCAGGGAGUUUCAGGAUUUACAUAAUGAAGAACUACAGAAUCAAAAUUCCGCAAUCUUUACUGAACAGAAGGACGCCACUUGGCCAAUUAUCUGCAUAUCACAUCUACAUAAGAGCGAUCUAUCUGAUUCUCUGCCAUAUCUAUAAAGACAAUCUGCAGUGCUCAGGUUCCCCUAUGCUCUUUGCCCCUGAUGUUUUUCUUGGUGACAGCUGUAGAUUUGGAAGGUUGGAGUCACCUAGGUGAAAAUACUUGUUAGUGUAUAUACUGCAGCUAUGAGUGCCAUUGGUGGAGGGCAUUAGCUUUUAGAGUGGUGGAUCAAAGUAGCUGCUUUCUCCUGGAUGCUGCACUGAUCCAGGCAAGUGGGAAACGAUUCCAUCUCUCCGCACUUAUGACUAUAGAUGGUGAAAAAGCUAUGCUAUGUCAUGAGGUGAAUCAUUCAGCAGAACAUAGCCAGUGCCUAACCUGCAAUAUUUAUUUGGUUUGUGCAUUCCUUGGUGAGACCACUCUUUUCAUAAUUUUUCUUUAUAUAUGCAUGGAUCUGUCAAAUGUUCAAUUUCCUUGAUACUUCAAUCAUGUAGCUCACUUUUGCCUUUCUGACUCUUUUCUACCAUCUUUGUAUUUCCAUUUGUCUUUCUCUCCAUUAUUACUCAUGCAGCUAGUGUGUGCUUAGUUUUUUUUUAGUUGAAAAUUUGCUCAAUCGCUCUGUGGAGGUUGCCUAUAUAGACUUAACCUUUCAGUGAAAUAUAUAUCUUCUGUGUUCUAUAAUGAACAGUUUUUAAAAUAGUAUGUCUCUCAUUACUUCUAAGUCAUUUUUGCCAUUUUGCCUUUAUUUUAAGUAUCCUCAGUUUUAAGUCUUCUGUCAUGACCAUUAUUAGCUAGAUCUCUCUGCACCCUCUGAUUCAUUACUAGAUCAAGCAGUGAUUCGUCCAGCAAAGUAGUAAAGAAUGCAAUAUUUUUUUAUUUUACUGAUUUUCACAGUGAAUCUUUAAAUUAAAUGAUUAAUUAUUUCAUCUGGAUUAUACUUUUACUUAAAUAAUACAGCAGGACAUAUUAAAGAUUUGUUUGCAUUUCUGCUGUUGCUACUUCAGAACAUAUUUACCACAAUGCGUGCUUUAUCAAAGACCUCUUUGCUCCCCAUGACAGAUAUUUCCAUUGGGUAUGUAAAAAGCAGUUUAAAGAGAAUAAUUGUCUUUCCCGAUACUGUUUACUCCUCCCAUGAGCUGAUGUACUCAAGACUGACUUUGGACUAUACAAUCCGGGCGAACAGUCCACUACUGAGACAAAGCUGCAUUGUUUCAGAUGAAUUCCUGCACAUGCAUCUUGAAACUGUAGUGACACACUGGCAUAACACGUCAGGAGAGUGACCUGGGUUCAGUUCUGAUCUCCAGUGCUCUCUCUGCAAUUUGCACUUUCUCACCGUGAACCACAUGUGUUUCCUCCAGUGCUCUCAUUUCCUCCCACAUCCCAAAGAUUUUGCAGGUCAGUAGGUUAAUUAAUCAUUGUAAAUGCUCCUAGUCUGAGUUUGUGGCAGAAUCCAUGUGGAGUUUAUGAGAAUGAGGGGAGAAUGGAACAGGAUUAGUGUAAGUUUAUUGUAAUUGAGUGCCUGAUGGCUGGCACAUAAAUGGAGAGCCCAAGGAGCUGUUUCUGAGCUGAAUGUCUCUAUGGCUCCCCUGUUACCCUACCCAUAAUUCAUCUAGUACUCUAUACACCAAAUAAUUAAUACUGAAUUACAAUGUGUUUUGCCUCUAGAAGUGUUUGCAAUAGAUAAUAUGGCAGCAUGUCAAAGCAAACCUUUAAUAUUUGAUGCAUUUUAGUCCGAAUAAAGCACUACUAAAAUGAAGAAAACCAGUUGCUUUAAGUUUCACUGACAGCCUCAAAAGAUUUAUACCUGAAGGUGUCCUUGGAAACUAAAUUGCAGCAAUGUCGUCCUUUGCAGAUACAUGAAAAUAAUCCUCAUGUAAAAAACAUACUAUAAGGUUAAGCAUGUAUAUAUUUACAACACUUAAAUUGCUAGUUUUUGCGUGUUUAUGUCAGUCAUUGGGGCAGGAGACAGAAUUGUACAGUUCACAACGUAAUUAGUAAUUAUAAUUAAAAACAUAUUAAAGGUUUAUUUUAUGGCCAAUUGUUGUACCUAAUUACGUCUUAGAGAUGAUGUAUCACUGUUUCUUCCACAUCUUUUAUAUUUAUAUUGUACCACACAUCCUGCACCAUAACUUGAAAAUGGAAGCACAGGAGCCUGUGCCCUGCCAUGAAUCCAUCUGCGUACCUGACAGCUCUGGCAGCAAGCUAUAGACAGUGCUGUGUAACAGGGUCAGGACAUUUUUCCACCAUCAAAGAGCUUCCUCUGCAAACGCAGAUGAUCUCAAAUCAUAAAAACAGCAAGUGAUUAUAUUCUCAUGGUUAUUUCUAAUGGCUGCAGCAAAAUAAAUUAUGAAUGUAGAAAAUGGCAAAUAAUUGGAUUAAAGCAGCAAGCUGUUGCAAUGUUAUGAUUGAGAUCAGAGACAACGUUGCACUUAGUGUGAUGGCACAGAUAGCUACAGAAAAUUCAUUUUGAAAUACUUCGUAAGGUAGCACUUCCAAAGGUAGUCCACUAGUUUUCUUUUUGUUUUGGUGAUGCAAUUUUUCACUCCACACUCUUGCAAUUAUACUUGUGAAACUCGUAAUCAAUUAGUAACAUGGCACAGUCUGCACACUUAGACAAGUGCUUUUAUAUCUCCUUUGCCUUGGUGUCAAAUUUUGCCUGCCGAUGCUCCUGCCAAGUGCUUUGGAAUGUUUUCAAACGUGAAUUAAUUCUUGUUGUGGCGACUGGCAUGCCAGUCAAGAUGGCUUGCAGAGAUCUGCACAGGGAUCUUGGCAAAUCUAGAGAGGGGCUUAAAAGGCUUAAGAAAUGGAAUGAUGCUGAUUCACACUCGCAAGUCAAUGCAAAUGUCUUGUCCUCAGUCAAAAAUAAGCUCAACCUCACUAUAGCAAUGAAUGCCAUUUUCCAGAUAAUACCAGGAUAUGUUAGAGAAAGGACAUUAGCCUCAUAGCGGACCAUUCCAGGCCAGUUAUAUAUACAGGGAUAAGAGAAGGCUAUUUAACCCUUUCAGCCUGUUUUCACUAUAGUAUUUGAAAAGUCCAGUGGUUGUUGGAAAAGAGCCUAACGCAUAAGCACUGAUAUCGCAGAGUGCUCCCUAUAAAAGGAGGGAGAGAGAAACCGGGGAAUUAUAGACCGGUUAGCCUAACGUCGGUGGUGGGGAAACUGCUGGAGUCAGUUAUCAAGGAUGUGAUAACAGCACAUUUGGAAAGCGGUGAAAUGAUCGGACAAAGUCAGCAUGGAUUUGUGAAAGGAAAAUCAUGUCUGAUGAAUCUCAUAGAAUUUUUUGAGGAUGUAACUGGUAGAGUGGAUAGGGGAGAACCAGUGGAUGUGGUAUAUUUGGAUUUUCA
This is a messenger RNA of Mobula hypostoma (lesser devil ray), 10246 nucleotides long. RefSeq names its product regulator of G-protein signaling 6-like. NCBI's taxonomy places the organism in Eukaryota, Metazoa, Chordata, Chondrichthyes, Myliobatiformes, Myliobatidae. Gene Ontology annotation, cellular component: neuron projection; cytoplasm. The record is from RefSeq and is a predicted model, not a curated record. Gene Ontology annotation, biological process: intracellular signal transduction; G protein-coupled receptor signaling pathway; regulation of G protein-coupled receptor signaling pathway. Gene Ontology annotation, molecular function: GTPase activator activity. The coding region runs from base 10 to 1383 and encodes 457 amino acids. The transcript has 16 exons.